This is a messenger RNA of Panicum virgatum (switchgrass), 561 nucleotides long. RefSeq lists its product as uncharacterized. Gene Ontology annotation, molecular function: nucleic acid binding. The record is from RefSeq and is a predicted model, not a curated record. The coding region runs from base 1 to 561 and encodes 186 amino acids. Gene Ontology annotation, biological process: DNA integration. The transcript has 2 exons. NCBI's taxonomy places the organism in Eukaryota, Viridiplantae, Streptophyta, Magnoliopsida, Poales, Poaceae.
AUGAUCCCACCCUCAUGGUCAUUCGCCGUAUGGGGUGUGGACAUCCAGAGACCAUUUCCCAAAGCCGUCGGCGGGUACCGGUUCCUCUACAUCGCCAUCGACAAAUUCACGAAGUGGCUGGAAGUUACCCCUGUGGUGAACAUCACCAAGGGAACUGCUGUAGCAUUCCUCAAGUCCAUUGUGUGCCGCUUCGGAGUCCCAAACCUCAUCAUCGCGGACAACGGGACCCAGUUCAAAAGCCGGCUCUUUCAGGGGUACUGCAAGGACAUUGGCAUCCAGCUCUGCUUUGCGUCCGUAGUGCACCCCCGAAACAAUGGUCAAGUUGAGAGAGCGAAUACAGAAAUCCUCAGAGGGCUCAAAACUCGCACCUACAACUCAGUAAAGAAGCAUGGUGCGAAGUGGGUCGAGGAGCUUCCUUCCCAGCGGAUCUUGGUGAAGGGGGAUUCCCAGCGGAUCAUCAAGCGGGUCCGAGGGGAGUGCAGUUGCAACAACCCCCAGCUCGCGGUAUACCUCAUCCAUGUGAGGAUGUUCGAGAAGGACUUCGACGCCUUGGAACUGUAA